This is a messenger RNA of Trichomycterus rosablanca, 3174 nucleotides long. RefSeq names its product actin filament associated protein 1-like 2 (gene afap1l2). The coding region runs from base 43 to 2658 and encodes 871 amino acids. The record is from RefSeq and is a predicted model, not a curated record. Gene Ontology annotation, molecular function: SH2 domain binding; SH3 domain binding. NCBI's taxonomy places the organism in Eukaryota, Metazoa, Chordata, Actinopteri, Siluriformes, Trichomycteridae. The transcript has 19 exons. Gene Ontology annotation, biological process: positive regulation of DNA-templated transcription; positive regulation of epidermal growth factor receptor signaling pathway; regulation of interleukin-6 production. Gene Ontology annotation, cellular component: cytosol.
AGCUUUGGACAGCGUUGUUUCUGAGACACGGAGUUUCUCUCCAUGUCCACAAUUACAAUUAUGGACAAGCACAAAGUGUUAGAGCAGCUGUUGGAGAAGCUGCAGUGUUUUCUGAAGGUCUUGGAUGGAGAGAACCUGAGCGGGAAUGCCACUGUACAGAAGAGCCUGCUUACUGACCUGCUGCAAACUUACAAAUCUUCAGAUGGUACACCAAAUCAGCACAACAUAUGUGGAGGUGAUGAGGAGUACAUCUAUAUGAACAAAGUUAUUGUUACUGGAAAGAACCAGGACAAAACAGACAAAGAUGCCAGAGCAGAUGCAGAGACCAAUGAAAACGUGGGAAAGCAUGUCAGCGCACCACAGAAGAGUCUUCCAGAGCUUCCAACACCCAGAACACCUAUGAUAGGGAGGGAACCAUUUCCUCUUUCACCAGCUCCAAUUCCAGCAUGUGUAGAUUCUCCAGAGAGUUACUAUGAAGAGGCUCAACCCUAUGAUCCAACCAUCAAUGAUGAUGGAGAAGCAGUGAGCAGCUCCUAUGAGUCCUAUGAUGAAGAGGAGGUAACAAAGGGCAAGUCCUCAGCACAGCACCAGUGGCCGUCCACAGAGGCCUCUAUUGAGCUAAUGAAGGAUGCACGGAUCUGUGCUUUCCUGUGGAGGAAAAAGUGGCUUGGCCAGUGGGCUAAACAGCUGUGUGUCAUUCGGGAUAAUCAUCUACUGUGCUACAAAAGCUCAAAGGACCAGACCCCUCUGCUGGACGUCAGUUUGGUGGGCUGCACUGUCACAUAUAAAGAGAAGCAGCCAAAGAAGAAGGAGCACAAGCUGAAAAUCAACCCCCAGGGUGGCGAGGCCAUCGUUCUGGGUCUUCAGAGCAAGAAACAGGCUGAACAGUGGCUGAAGGUCAUUCAGGAGAUUAGUCCCAAAUCUGCAGAAAGCUCUGACAUCACUGAUUCCCCAAGACUCAUCUGUACCAAGACUGAGCUUACUGAGAGGAACUCUUUGGAGAGCAGCAGCAGCACAGACAGCCAUACAGAGAACCUUGAGAAUAAAGAUGUUAAGAAGAAAUAUGGUUCUGGCCUGAAGCUAAGUAAUCUUAUGAACAUUGGAAAGAAGAUGAUUUCCUCUUUAGAGGGUUCAGAAAAGUGUGUGGAAACAUCAGGCUAUCUGAAUGUGUUUGUGAACAGUCAGUGGAGGACACGCUGGUGUCUGAUACAGAAAGGUCAGCUCUUGUUUUACCAUGACAAGGGAAAGUCUAAGGUGGCCCAACAACCUGUGUCUCUGGAAGGGUGUAUGGUACUUCCAGACCCCAGUCCUGAACAUCUAUACUCAUUUCGAAUACAGAUGGAUGGUGAGGAGCUGGCCAUCCUGGAGGCUAAGUCAUCUGCAGACAUGGGCCACUGGCUGGGGCUUUUACUGUCACAGACAGGAACCAAAACUGACCCAGCGGAACUCACCUACGACUAUGUUAACUCAGAAAGGAUAUCCAGUAUAGUCAAUGCAGCUAAGACCUCCAUGUACUUAAUGCAGAGGAGAUACUCUGAGCCAAAUAUGUACACGGAAAGCCUUCCGACAAACAAUCAUGGCUCUGAUGAUAUAUACGAUGUUGUAGCUUCCACAGAAAAUGAACAGGAGGAAGCUUGUGAUAUCUACUGUGGGCUGGUGCCGAACGUGGAGCCUGAUGAGAAAGACAGGGAAUAUCUGGACCUGAUCACUGUCCGCUCCUUCCUCCAUACAAAUGCUGGUCAAACUUCGCCCCGUACUCCACAGAGAGUUCCCAGUCCAAUCCCAACUCCUAAUAACGUGCAACACAAUUCUGGCAAGAAGGACGCAAUACCCGAGUAUGAAACCGUGUUACCAGCAACUACAGAGAGAUUUGUACCUCCAGCUGUCCCACCCAGAUUGGAUGUGGAUGCCUCACCCCCCAGUCCUCCUAUCCAGUCUCAACCACAGACUCAGCCCCACCAGGCCCAAGCACAGGAGGUCAUAUCGCCUGGUCAUAGAGGCCAAAACAGGAGCUCUACAUUAUCUUCUCUCAGUAUGCUCAACACACCCCACAGUCCUCCAGCCACCAGAGGUAGAGCUGCAAGCGCUGAGAGGUACCACGACAGAUACAAGCCGUUUAUGGCAGGAUGUCCGGGGUCAAUCGAAGUGAAGCUGGGAAAGAACCGGACAGAGGCUGAUGUUAGGCGGUUCACAGAUGAGAAAGAACGGCUGGAGAGAGAAAAGGACGAGGUUAAGACCACACUGGCUACACUGAGGAAGGAAAGACGUGAACUGAAGGAAGAGCUAAGCUCCUGCCAAGAUCCCUCUAAACAGGCUUCUCUGGAGGUGCAUCUUAAGCAGAAAGAGGAGGCGUGUCGGGAAGCAGAGCAUCGGCGGGUGGAGGUAGAGCUCAGGCUGGUGAAGGUAAAGGAGAAUCUGAGAAAGUCGGAGGCUGGACCCUUUACUCUGGGCACCACAGUGGACAGCAGUCUUCUGGACUAUCCUCUGCCCAAGACCAGCACUCCUGCCCUCUUAACAGCAGCACCCAUCACCAGCUGCGAAACAGCACCUGUUAACUCAGCCACAACGCUGAAGAACAGACCCCUGUCAGUCAUGGCACCCAGCAAAGGAAAUGUACUGCAAAAGGCCAAGGAGUGGGAAAAGAAAUCUACAACAUAGACUUGGGAAUGAAGAGAACAAGACAGAAAUGCCAGUCGGAUGUAUACAGAGCUUCUAGCCAGUUGUCAGCUGUAAGGUUGAUUUUGCCAAAGGCUUUUGGCCAGAUGAUUAAAAACUAUGAUGAUACUGCUUACUGCAGGCAGCUUAUUAGAGGCAGUGCUGCUGGUCCAACAAUCAAUGCUACUGGACACUGAUGAGUCAAUCUAUUUAAAUAUUUUUAUACAAAAAUGGAGGGAGGGAUUUGAAUACAUAUUUUAUAAUGAUUUAAGCACCUUUUUAAAGGUAUACUAUAUUACAGACAAGUAAUUUUAAAGAUCAAGAGAACUUUAAGGGUUUUUUAUCAUAGCAAGCUACAGUACAGUUCCUCAUAAGGUUAUCAAUGUGGUACAAUUUAGAUUGUAGCUUGAUUCAUGUAUGCUGGUAGCCUAGAUGUAAAUACAUUAAUAAAGAGCAGUUUGAAUUUAUUUGGCUACGCUGGCUAAACUAUGCACUUUUUUAUUCCAAUAAAAAAUCAAU